Molecule: messenger RNA, 1693 nt
Organism: Etheostoma spectabile (orangethroat darter)
Lineage: Eukaryota; Metazoa; Chordata; Actinopteri; Perciformes; Percidae
Gene: pef1
Product: penta-EF-hand domain containing 1
Exons: 5
Coding region: 111-917 (268 amino acids)
Biological process (GO): COPII vesicle coat assembly
Molecular function (GO): calcium ion binding
Source: RefSeq, a predicted model, not a curated record
UUCAUGAGUCUUCCCCCACCGUCCUGCAAAAAAAACAACAACUCACGAGCCGGGCGGUACUGUAUCCGCCUCGACGGCUGCCUUGUUGAAGGAAGUAAAGUCUGUCAAACAUGAGUUUCCACUACGGCCAGGGCUAUCCCGGAGCAGGAGGACGCCAGCCACCACCAGGUGCUGCAUACGGGGGAGGCAGUGGUCCCUACGGGCCUACCCCCUCAGGUCAAUACGGAGGUGCAACCCACCAACCAGGAGGUCCUUAUGGUGCAUACGGAGCCCCAGGGCAACCAGGAGGGCAGUAUGGGCAAGGACCAGGGGGUGCCCCCGCCGGGCAUUACGGGGGUUAUGGGGGACAACCACAUGGAGGACAAUAUGGACAACAUGCCCCUGCAGGUAACAUCCCUCCUGGUGUCAACCCGGAGGCGUACCAGUGGUUCCACACUGUAGACACGGACCGCAGUGGCUUCAUCAACCUGAAGGAGCUGAAGCAGGCACUUGUCAACUCCAACUGGUCGGCUUUUAACGACGAGACCUGCCUCAUGAUGAUCAACAUGUUUGACAAGACGCGGUCGGGUCGAAUGGACCUGUUUAGCUUCUCAGCAUUGUGGGAGUUCAUGCAGCGGUGGAGGGCGCUCUUUCAGCAAUACGACAGAGACCGCUCAGGCUGUAUCAGCGGCACGGAGCUACAACAAGCCCUUGCUCAGAUGGGUUACAACCUGAGUCCCCAGUUUUCUGAGACGUUGGUGCGACGCUUCACCUUGCAAGGCGGACGCCCCGGCAUCCAACUAGACCGCUUCAUCCAGGUGUGCACGCAGCUCCAGACCAUGACGCAGGUCUUCAGGGAGAAAGACACGAGCAUGACGGGCAACAUCCGCCUUAACUAUGAGGAUUUCCUCUCCGGGGCCGUCACCAGGCUCAUGUGAGCCUCCUUUCCACUGGCAAUCCCUCUGCACUGGGCAUUCACAUUAUCAUUCCAUUUUCAGGUCAUAUUUUGCCCAGUUUUUAAUGCUCUGCCAUAAGUGCUCCCCCCCAACAACUGUUGGUACUGUGUAUGCAGUAUGUCAGCUGGAACACAUUAUUCCAUGGCUUGUUGCUGUAAGUAGAUAAAGUCUCACACCAUGCACUUAAAUAGAGCUCAGUGGCUAUUAUAAAGGCAGCUGAAGUUUUUACUGGAUUUCACCAGAGGGUCAGCAGGUUAUUGUGAAAGGGAUUGUUUAGAAGGUAACUGAUUCUGUAGAGUCCCAUUCAUAAUCUUACCAUAUAUGCCUUGGUGACAGACAGUUUCUUGUUUACUAGUACCAGUAUUUGAUUGAAUAGUUUAACUGAGAUACACACUUGCUUAAUUCCCCGAAUGUUGACCCGACCACCCCUGUAACCACAUAUCUGUCAGGUCGGAAUCAGUGUAAAGACGGAGAGAAGAGAUAGAGAAUGAGAGAAGAUCAUUAUUCUGCUCCCACAGUGGAAUUCCAGACUGCAUGACAAUAAUUAUGCUGACCAGCAAGUUCAUACCCUGUGAUUUUGCUCACAUCUAGCCUUAACAUGACCCAAUGCCGUUGGAAAAUAGCCUUUUAUAUUGUAAAUGUAUUUCAGGAAUAUUCAUCAUUCUCAGAGCUUAUUUCCAUGCAAUGGUCGCGCAUUGUAUAACACAUUGCUUUGUAUUGUAAUGUGUGUAAUUAAUCCAAAUAGGGCAACAUUUAUA